Messenger RNA from Volvox carteri f. nagariensis, 981 nucleotides. RefSeq lists its product as uncharacterized. The coding region runs from base 1 to 981 and encodes 326 amino acids. NCBI's taxonomy places the organism in Eukaryota, Viridiplantae, Chlorophyta, Chlorophyceae, Chlamydomonadales, Volvocaceae. The record is from RefSeq and is a predicted model, not a curated record. The transcript has 7 exons.
AUGGACUGUAGAAAACGAGCCUUCGAGGCCGUGAAUGCAGUUGCGCGUGGCGUUGACAAAGGCGAGCUGCUGUCUUUUCUGCGCAAGGUGCCAAAUGAGGAACUCGCUACGUGGCCUAUCGAGGGCCAAGACAAUGAGACCAUCUAUGGAUUCGUCCGUGCGGAGGCCCGAGGCUCGCUGCCGGCUGCUGCUGGCGUGAGCACCGUUGUGGUGCCAGACGUGGACCGCCCGUGCGACCAGCAGGGCGGGCUGCACCUGGCCUGGGUUGGCAUUCCGCUCAUGGUGCUGGCGCUGGUGGUCGAUCGUGGCGUCGGCAUCGUGGAUGAAAUAAAGCAAUGCACGAAGACAUUUCUUGAACGCAACAAUGUCGCCCUGGCGACAGCAUACCACGGUGUGCGUGGUGUCGGGCUUGUGGCCAGUGUUGGCCUGGGCGUGGUUGCAGCGGUUCACUCUUGUGUUAAGCGCCUGAAGGUGCAGCCUGGCCGGCCCCGCGUGUCGCAGCUGAAGCACCCCAAGCAGCAACUUGAUCUGGCCCCUGCAUCUGCGGGGGGCAUGCUGCCGGUGAGGAACAUAGAGGGGCGAUUGGGCAGUGCAGGGUGCGUCAGUUGGCAGCAGUGGUGCAUGGGGCUUGGGCUUGGGCUGGGCUUGGGCCGGAGGCUGCCGGAACGCAGGUGGAUGCGUCGCAGGAUAGCUGAGGUGGUGGUGGUGCUGGAACCUGGGGAUUGCAGGGGUAGAGAUAGAGGGCAGCUUGCACCUGUACUCUGGGUCGCAGUCACUUGGCUGGCCUGGGCAUGUUUACCUGUGCCUUUAUGUGCGCAACAUGGCUCUGGAGCAAAUGUACCCUGGUCGAGUUUGGGGUUUCAUGAGUCUCAGCUAAAGGUCCUGGCUGCCGUUUUUAUGUCAUGUUCCUGCGAUGAGUUUCUGCAUGGUGCCGUGCCAGGAACUAUGUUGCCGCUGGAAGGUACCCCAAUGCACCAAUAA